Messenger RNA from Selaginella moellendorffii, 406 nucleotides. RefSeq lists its product as uncharacterized. The record is from RefSeq and is a predicted model, not a curated record. Bases 62 to 385 code for a protein of 107 amino acids. Lineage: Eukaryota; Viridiplantae; Streptophyta; Lycopodiopsida; Selaginellales; Selaginellaceae. The transcript is spliced from 2 exons.
CAAGGAGAAAGGAAAGCCGGUCUUUUGCGUCCAUCCUAAAGCCGCGAAUCAGUUCGUCAACAUGGGGAAGCUGGCCACUAUGAUCCUCCGAACGGGUGGAAAAUGCAAGUUUGAGGCCGCGAACGGGUGGGACACGUUUGUGUCCGGCCAGGAGGGGAUGAACAAACCGGCACUGCCCGCGGGCGAGAGAAGGAAGUGUAUACGUACCAUCAAGAGGCUCUACAACAGAUUCAUGAUGGAGUUCGUCCAGGAAACGCUCAAAGAGAUGGGGCUCGAGGACGACGGCGACUCGGCAGCGGCAGAAGUGUCCGACGGGGGCGGCAACGACGAAGACGACGAUGCCGACGCCGACGCGAGCGAGGCCUUGAAUCCCACGCCUCUGUGAGAUCCCCGGUUUGAUUGAUCA